UUGGUUACACACGUGGCAGCUCGUUAACUGUUCUAGUACUGUGCGUUUACUAGAACAGUGUAACUUCCGCCAUCAUUUUAAACUCCAACGCUGCUUAACUCAUUACCAGUAGCACCGAUCCCUUAACCGUAUUUUAACCGUAUAACAUACUAUCGUACAUCACAGGAAUUUUGAAAAAGAUCAUAUUUUUCAUUUUUGUAUGGCACUGCUUUGUCGGCCAACUGCAUCCUGCGGAAAGUGUCCACCCCAUGUGCGCGCCCCACCCGUUCGGUCAAAUGCCCCACUGUAGAAAUCAUCCCAAAGAAGCAAAAUUUUCUCUUUUGCAAAACAUUUGAACGCAUUUGGUGGCAAGUCUGUGCUCCAUCCAGGGAGGUUGGAAUAGAUGAUAGAAGGGAAAUAAAGUAUUAGUUUAAUCUGAACCAGGUAUAACUACUGCGAGUUAUUUCAGACUAUUAACUCAGAAAGAUAGUACUUUUACUUGUAGUAGUAGAAAGGAAAAGGAAGGCUAUGCUCAAAUAUCAAAGUCAUUAAUAAUUGAGCAACUUCCCUAUUAAUAUUUUCAUAGAGCAGACAAAGAUACUUUGGACAUCAAUAAUGUGCGUGCCUUUCCCAUUACAGUGACUUGACGGAAUAUUCAAUGUUACAAUGUACUUGCCUUCUGUUUUGGAUUAGAUCCAAGAAUUUUAGUGGAUUCAGUUAUACAGCAGGUCUGCAGCUAUCCUAGCUGUACUGCCAUAACUUAUACGGGAUUAGUGCUUAGUUAUAGUUUUAAUUUAUUUCAACUCAGUGUUUCAACUUUCAAUGAAGCAAUCAUCAUUGCCCGAGCUGUGGUGCUGGGCAUUUAUUUUUCUGGGUGCCUACCAUUGUUUAGUAGAUGCAAAUCAAGAGCAUGAUCGGAUAACAUACUUGCCAGGUCAACCAACAGGCAAUGUUGGAUUCAAUCAUUACUCAGGCUAUGUGACCGUGAAUGAGACUGCCGGGCGGGCACUUUUUUACUGGUUGAUCGAGUCACCAGCCAGUAUAAAUCCUGAAAAAAGGCCACUCAUUUUGUGGCUCAAUGGUGGGCCCGGCUGCUCUUCCGUUGCUUAUGGUGCUGCUGAAGAGAUUGGGCCAUUUCACAUCAACCCUGAUGGGAAGACUCUUUACCUCAAUCCUUAUUCUUGGAACAAGUUGGCAAAUUUGCUGUUUCUUGAGUCUCCAGCUGGUGUGGGUUUCUCGUACUCAAAUACAACCUCAGAUUUGCAAACCGGGGGUGAUAACAAAACUGCUGAAGAUGCAUACACAUUUCUUCUUAAGUGGUUUGAUAGGUUCCCUCAAUACAAGCAUAGAGAUUUUUACAUUGCUGGAGAAAGUUAUGCAGGGCAUUAUGUUCCACAGCUAUCUCAAAUUGUCUACCAAAAAAACAAGGGAAUCAAGAACCCCACUAUUAAUUUCAAGGGCUUCUUGGUGGGGAAUGCAGUAAUUGAUGAUCACCAUGACUUAAUUGGCACAUUUGAAUAUUGGUGGACGCAUGGUUUAGUCUCAGAUUCCACAUACAAGUUUCUGCAAAAAGCUUGUGAUUCAGGAUCUGCUACACAUCCUUCAGAAGAUUGUAUCACGGCUCUUAAUAUUGCCCAACAUGAGCUGGGAAAUAUUGAUCCUUAUAGCAUAUACACUCAACCCUGUGCUAAUGCUUCAUCGCUUAGGCACAAUUUGAGGGGUCAUUAUCCAUGGAUGUCCAGAGCUUAUGAUCCAUGUACUGAGAGGCACUCUGAAGUUUACUUUAACCUACCAGAAGUGCAGAAGGCCUUUCAUGCCAAUGUAACUCAAAUUCCCUAUCCAUGGAGCACAUGCAGUGAUGUUGUUAGUAACUACUGGGGAGAUUCUCCUGUAUCAAUGCUUCCUAUUUAUAGGGAGUUAAUAGCUGCUGGACUCAGGAUAUGGGUAUUCAGUGGGGACACUGAUUCUGUGGUUCCAGUAACUGCAACUCGGUACUCCGUUGAUGCAUUGGAGCUUCCAACAAUUACGAACUGGUACCCUUGGUACGAUAAUGGAAAGGUCGGGGGAUGGAGCCAAAUAUACAAAGGGUUGAGCCUUGUGACUGUAACUGGGGCAGGGCAUGAGGUACCAUUACAUCGCCCACGGCAAUCUUUUAUUCUGUUGAGGUCAUAUCUGGAGAACAGACCCAUGCCAAGCUCAUAACCCAUUCAUUCUUUCAUUUAUCACAAGCAUCCAAUGCCAAAGGUUUGUAUUUUAUGUAUUGUUUCGAAAUUGCCAAAGAAGACUGAUCACAAAUCCAACAAUGUUCCAUUUACAGUGAAUUUUAGAUUACUUAUUAUAUGUGCUGUCAUUGAAUUUUAAUUGACAAAAUGUAAGUAAUCUAUUUAUUUCUUGGUGUAUAUGAAGAAGUGAUUCAACUCUGUUCAAUUUCGGAAUGAUGAAAAGUGAUUCAUUUUAACAAGGUCUUAGAAAAAG
This is a messenger RNA of Cuscuta epithymum, 2454 nucleotides long. Lineage: Eukaryota; Viridiplantae; Streptophyta; Magnoliopsida; Solanales; Convolvulaceae. The record is from the annotation of a GenBank genome assembly.